This is a messenger RNA of Drosophila biarmipes, 1568 nucleotides long. RefSeq lists its product as uncharacterized. NCBI's taxonomy places the organism in Eukaryota, Metazoa, Arthropoda, Insecta, Diptera, Drosophilidae. The transcript has 4 exons. Bases 1060 to 1479 code for a protein of 139 amino acids. The record is from RefSeq and is a predicted model, not a curated record.
UUAGUUUAAUCCAUAGUCUUGAUAAAAUUAACCUUAAUCAUUUGAAACACACUGUAGGGAGGUCUAUCGAGUGCCUUAUAGCAAAGCCCUCGUCCGGACCUCCGGUGACCCCGACAGUUGGGCUGUACGUACUCGCGCCUGGUGCAUCCUUAUCCCCAUUAUGCUCGUCUCCGUUUGCGUCAUUGGGUCUGCUAUUUCAAUUGGACCGGAAAGGCCGCAGCACUAAGUAUAUAUAAUUUGAGCCGCUCCCCGGCUUCCUUCCUUCGCUUCGGUUCGCCCUUCCUUGGGGCUGGUUCCGUGCAAUUUACAAUUGGCAUUGGCAGCGAGGCGUCAAAAGGCUUAUUAAAAGAAAUUUGCAAUUGCAACGGACAGCGGACACUGGAAACUGGACACUGGACACCGGACACCGGAGCAGGAACCGAAGGGCACGAAAAAGUGGGGCCCAAACGGAGCCCAUUUCAAAUUGCAUCCCAAGAUGCACAGCUCGAGAUUUACCAUAGCAGUCCGCCGCCGAGCCAUUUAUGAUAUUUCUGCUGCGGGUCUCCGUCUGCGUCCCCGUCUCCAUCCUCUCCUGCUCCUGCUGCUGCUCUCUCUAUAAGGCCAGAUCGCACACAAUCCCCCAAUCACAAUGGGGCAGGCACGAAACUCCACUUUUAGAAGGCACCUUAUCUGUGCAACGGCAUCAUUAUUUCACACCAGCCCAGCUGAAGGCACAAAGCAGCCAUGGAGCUGCGCAGAUGGAAAUGGCAGUGCAGAUCGAGGAGCAGGGCCAGGAGCAGGAAAGGAUCGGGGGGCGAUCAGGAGCAAGGGGAACGCGUCGUCUGUGGCAGCGGCAAAGGGCACACAAAAACGACAUAAAUAUUAUGGCCAAGCUGCGAACGAGCUGCAGGAGCCGAACGCAAAAACAGGGCCUAGAGAUGGUCAGCAUAAAGCAUUCUGAGAAAGCCGCAUCUCAUUUCUCUCGGUGUACAGAAUCUUCUGCAGCUUGCUUUGCAUGCCAGGCGGCUCGUCCUACCCCCACUCAGAUCCCUUCUGCCCCGCCGCAGGCUCUGCCGUUUAAUGAGUGUUGUCUGGGUCGGUCAGAUGGGCUUGGAUUCGGAUUCUGGUUUCGGGUCGGACCGGGUCCAGUGCCGUGUCGAUUAUGUGGCGGCUCGACUCCAAGCCAGUUGGCUACUGUUUCGCCUUGGCACGCACACACCGGGGCCCUGGGAUCGCUUCGGGUCCGAGGACUUAAUGGACCCGCGAACCCGACUGACUGGAUGGGGAAAUGAGGAUCUGCAAACGACAGCUGAGGAUGCUGGCGAAUCAAUUAGCCUGCCGCAUAACAAACCGGAUCGAAAACCCUUCUCGAAGGCCUCCUCGCAGGGGCUUAUCUUAAUUUUUGCAUUUAAUAACCGCAUUGCGGCUGAAACGAGCCAGCAAACUGCCACCGGUGGCCAGUUGGCCAGUUGGGCAGCGAUCGCGACGGGCGGCCAUUAAGCUUAAUAUGGCCAAGUAAAUUCUUGGCCAACUAUGCCGAGGUGUGAAGAAAAGUGUCGACUUGUUAAGCCGGGGCCACAGCGGGCCCA